Molecule: messenger RNA, 357 nt
Organism: Prorocentrum cordatum
Lineage: Eukaryota; Dinophyceae; Prorocentrales; Prorocentraceae
Source: the annotation of a GenBank genome assembly
AUGCGCGAGCGGGUCACUGGUCGUUCUGAGUGCCGACCGAAGGCGGGGAAACGCAAAGCAUUCAUGCUGACCAUCAAUUGCCGCCUGGCCCUCGUCGCGUCCCCACAGCUGUGGCAGGCAUGCCAUGCGUGGGUGGAGGAUCGGCGGACGAUAUUCGGCAUCACCUACUGGAGCGCAGCCAUGGAGGAGUCCGUGCACUCAGCUGACAAUGGGCGCGUGCUCUUGCAUUGUUACUUCUAUUGGUCUGGUGGUGGCAGCAAGGGCGUGUGCCACAAGACUCUGGACGCGUGGGUCUUCAGGGGGGGAAGCCACGCGUGGCUCAGAGCACCGAGGGGCGAUGUCCGUGGUAUUGUGUGA